AUGGAAAUAGAGAGCCAGGGGGAACAUAUACGUUUUGAGGCGCUUCAUUCGGCGCUUUCAUAUGCCCUACAGAAGACGUUAUCAAAGCUCACACUGAAGACGUUCGUGUCGUGUUAUCCAGAGAUAGACCACCAUGUUCUGGACUACGUGCGUAAGCAGAUCUUGAAGUCGUGGCAGACACGAGCGGAAGCCGAGUUUCAGAAGAUAUUCACCGAGCGGGGCCUUAAAGGGAAGUUAGAUGACUUGGAUACGGUGAUUCAGAAUGCAGAGAAGCGGAAAAAGAAGUUCGAGCAUGAGAGCAGGAUGGGCGGAGGAGAUGGCGUGCAGGACAUGAGAAGAAAUAUCUCGGCACUGUCGCCGUCGGAGUUGUCGAAGAUGUAUAUAGUGACGGAGAAACAGAAGUCGCUGGAACUGCUCCACACGGAGCUACAGGCGAUCAAGGGCGCCAACGAGGAGCUCCUUGCAAGGAUUGAAGGCUUUAAGAGGGAGAUAGACAGCAACGUCAGCGAGUACGGGCCGGUGACAGAUGACCUGAAGGUUCUUGACGAUAUUGAUGAGACUUCCGAGGAGGCCGCGUUCAAGGAGAUGGUCGAAUGGGCGGUUGAGGAGCUUACGAAGUUCGACUAG
This is a messenger RNA of Pichia membranifaciens NRRL Y-2026, 627 nucleotides long. RefSeq lists its product as hypothetical. Gene Ontology annotation, biological process: chromosome segregation. The transcript has a single exon. Bases 1 to 627 code for a protein of 208 amino acids. Gene Ontology annotation, cellular component: MIS12/MIND type complex. The record is from RefSeq and is a predicted model, not a curated record. NCBI's taxonomy places the organism in Eukaryota, Fungi, Ascomycota, Pichiomycetes, Pichiales, Pichiaceae.